UAGAAUUCCAUAAAAUUCCACAUAUAAUAUCAUAAAUUCCAUACAAUUCUAUAAAAGUCUAUUCAAGUCCAUAGAAUUCUGUGAUUCCAUAAAAUUCCACAGAAUAUCAUUAAUUCAAUACUCCGUGUAAUUCCAUAAAAAAUCAUAAAAUCUAUAAAAAUUCAUCUAUUCAUCAAUCUAUAAUAAUGAUUUAAAACCAUUCAAAUUCGAGUAAAUUCCCUAUCUAGGACUAAAAGAUAAUAAAAGUGCAAAAGUAGGACUCCAAAGUUCCGUAGAGUAACAUAGGAGUAAAAAUACAUGUGUGGACAUAUAUACCCUUAAUGAACGUACACCCUAAUUGAUUUCUAAAAAAUACUCCGUAGAAUAAUAAUUUAAUGCAAGCUGUAAUCCACUGAUCCGCUCUCCUCUCACACAACCAACGCCAGGAGAUAGACUCCAGGGGACGCCGACACCAACCACCGCCUAGACAAGUUGCCGCCGCCGUCAAUCUCCGCCUCCGUCAAACGCCACAACCAUCAAUCGCCGCUGCAGCCGCGGCCGGCGUUGACACAACAAGAUGCCACCACUAUUUCUGUCACCUCCAUUGCGCCGGAGCCACCUUUGAUCUCACCGUUCCACCAUAGUCCAUCUCAAAUCUGAAAAGAAGUCGGUUAAAAAUCAGUUCGCAUGGAGAAGCAUGGCGACGAUCCAACCCCGGACUGCUGUGAAUCUCCAUUGAAAAGGUUCAAGACGAACGUCCCACCUAUCCCUAAGACCUUUCCCUUACAUUGUGGGGAUCAGAAACCCGCUGAAGAUAGUCCCAAAUAUGGGGAGGAAAAACUCAGCGAUGGAAGCAGCAACGUCACCGUAAGCCAUGUGCCCGAUCUAGAAUCUGUGGAGGAAAAACUGAGUGAUGGAAGCAGGGACAGCAGAGUAGGGGAGAUGUUAAAUCCAGAAUCCGGGGAGGACAAAUUGAGCGAUGGAAGCAGCAACAGCGCCAUUGGGAGAGUGGAAGAAGAGGAUAUGAGUGCGGAUGAAAGCUCUAUGGGCGACGACUAUGACGAACAAGGUGAGGUGUCCAGUGAUAGCAGCGAUGUAAGAAUGGAGAUCGAUGAUGACGUAACAUCUGAUGACAGUACCGCCACCCAUGAUAGUGAUGAUGCCUGUGCCGGAAGCCCUAGUGACUAUAAAAGUAUAAAACAAUGGAAGCAAGUGAAGAAGUACAACAAAAUUAUAAUGGAAACAGAUGGUUUUGGCGACAUCACAGUGAACCCCAGAGGGGGAAUUCCUGGCGUAAUUGUGUCUCUUAACCUGAAGGGAGGGCCCUCUCGUAGAUUGGUAAAAUGCACCAAAAUGGCUAUUGACAAGUACAAUGCUGAAAAUGAUGCAAAUCUGGAACUUGACGCUAUUGAGAAGGCAAACUUUGGAUAUGGUUCUGGCUAUGUAUAUUACAUAACAUUCAGAGCUAGAGACACAGUUACUGCAAAGGUUAAUCUAUAUCAAGCCAGAACUUUGUACCACCUCAAUGGGCGUGAUCAUUUGGUGAGGCUUGUUAGGUUGGCACCUGAACAGAUGGAAGGGUUAAGCACGUGAUAUGUUCGUGCCCAGGACACACUGUUGUAUUAUUUAUUACAUUGGUUAAGGAGUAUCUCUUUGUGUUGUGCAUUUAAAUGCUUGCUGUAUGUCUUUUUUGCAUAGCAGUUUCAUUUUACAUAGUAUUAGCAGGCUACCUAUUAUUUAUGUGUUUGUCAGUUUGUAAUGGCUCCCUGCCGCCUAUGAAAUUGCAUUGUUGUAAUCGCUAAAAGAAAGGUCAACUUUCAUUUUAUUUAAAUCAUCCACCCUCCUAGUUGACUACAGUGUUUUGCUGCUGAUUUUGAUUGCUUGAAAUCCUAACAGUUUGAUUGAUAUUUUGAUCUAUCAGAGU
This is a messenger RNA of Cuscuta epithymum, 1903 nucleotides long. Lineage: Eukaryota; Viridiplantae; Streptophyta; Magnoliopsida; Solanales; Convolvulaceae. The record is from the annotation of a GenBank genome assembly.